AUGACAAAGUACUUUGAUUCUGCCUCGUACGGUGACGCCGACCACGGCUGCGGCGGCGGCGGCGGCGGCGGCGAGGACCUGGGCUCCCUCUCGGACGGCGCGUGGCGGAGCCGCUACCUCAUGGACCACGACCCGCUGAACCAGCUGCUGGUGUGCAUGGUGUGCGGCGACCUGCUCUACUCCCACAGCCUGGAGGGCGUCCGGGCCCACAUCGAGGAGGCCCACCCGGACACCCUGGACCUGGAGCCGCCCGAGUGCCGCCGGAUCCUGGACGCCUGGGACGAGCAGGUGUCCCAGCGGGAGCGCUUCUUCACCAGCCAGCUGCAGCGGCACGGCGCCACUCUGGCAGAAGCGAACGGGAGCUAAAUUGGAAAAACCUCAAAAGGGACAAGAAACAAAAGAUUACACACCAGAGAUGACCAUCAUGUUCCCUGUCAUCUACCGUUCUUCUUUUCUGUGAUUGCGAUGGCUUUUUGUUGAUCACUCAUCUCAGUCAUCUUCAACCGGCCAAUCUCCCAAUCCAUCGUCCCCUCACUCACAAACAAGACCCAGAGAUACUUGAACUCCUUCACUUGGGGUAAGGACUCAUUCCCCCCCCCCCCCCUUUGUUCAUGGGCUACUUUUAAUUGAAUGCUGUACAGGGAACACGCCUACAAGUUUGUUUAUAUUUUACCUAAUUUCUAACGGAAACACAGAGCACAAGUCUUAACAAGGUUUUUUGUAAUAUUGUAAUUAUUUGGAAAGAGUUGACAAAUUGCAGACUGUUUACUAUGUUAUUACUGCACAAAUAAACGGUUUGCAUUCACACUUGAUACAGUAUGUAUACUCUUAACUAAAUUAUGCAUGUCAUUUUCUAGCUGCUUAAUGCAUUAGUGACCUUACACCACUGAUUGCCAGCUUUUUUUAAAUUUGUACCCAACCUUCUUAGACAGGUGUAGAUCUAGUUAGAACAUCAACUCCACUUCACCAUGCGAAAAAAACAUGUCGACUGUAAACAUGAAACAAGACUUUUUUUUUUGUUACAAUCAAGUUAUAUGUAAGUAAUAUGCCAAAUCGUUUACUUGUACAAAUUGGGUUUCUUACAAUCCACCUUUCAAUGGAAAUGUAACCUUGUUUAUUUAUUGCAAGCUUCGUCAUACAGCUUGUUUAGUUAUUAUUGGUAUGCCUAGCUAGUUUUGUGUUGAUUCUCAUCUGUGGAUACUCCACUUUUUCUUGCAUGUGCUGUAAGUGGAUGCACAGCGGGUUCAAAAUGGGCGCGAUGCGUUUACAUGUUGACCAACUCAUUGGCUCUCUAAUGUUGUAUGUUCCAUUGAGCACAUAGUCUUUAACUCGUCAUUUUAUAUUUGAAUAAAACCAGAGGAAAAAAAAACCUGCACGACAAGUUUGGUAUCGGUAACAAAUCAAGCCAUUUGAGAAUGUAAUUUUGAAGCUAACUCGUAUGUUGUUUAAAAAAAGGAAUGCUUUUUUUUUUCUGAACAAAUAAAUAUUUUAUACCUUU
Molecule: messenger RNA, 1498 nt
Organism: Gadus macrocephalus (Pacific cod)
Lineage: Eukaryota; Metazoa; Chordata; Actinopteri; Gadiformes; Gadidae
Product: zinc finger translocation-associated protein
Exons: 3
Coding region: 1-366 (121 amino acids)
Biological process (GO): negative regulation of DNA-templated transcription
Source: RefSeq, a predicted model, not a curated record